This is a messenger RNA of Paracoccidioides brasiliensis Pb18, 1056 nucleotides long. RefSeq lists its product as uncharacterized. The coding region runs from base 1 to 1056 and encodes 351 amino acids. The transcript is spliced from 2 exons. Gene Ontology annotation, molecular function: phenylpyruvate tautomerase activity. The record is from RefSeq and is a predicted model, not a curated record.
AUGGACUCCCCGUCGCAAUCCCGCUCUGGCUAUACCUCAGACCCAAUCUCCCUUGAAAGGCCCUCAAGCCUGAUAUCCCCAAUCUCCUCUGUGCAAAGCCAGCUAGUUAAACCAGAGAGCGACUCUGCUAAAAAAGCCAGCCGCCGCCUGCAUGAUGGCCCUGGCAAGUCAACUUCAACAACUGCAACGAGCACUGGCGUCAAGGUCAAUGAUAUCAACGCCGUCACCAAGGAGCUGACUCGCGGUGCUCCCACAGAUGGAGUCCCCAUUCAUGCCUUAAGCAAGUCUUCCAGCCACCAGGAGGUCGCGAAGAAGAGGAGUCAAUACUUCAAUGACGUGUUUACUGAUAGAGAGCCGUAUCAUACCCCGAGACAUCGCAUCAACCAGGACUCUAUCGUCGUUAUCGAGGUCAAGACGAAUACCAUUCUGCAAGAUGACUUUCAAAGCCUCUCAGAACUCUCCUUCAACCUCGCGCAAAUCUUCCAGCGCCCAGAAACCUCCAUUCUUCUCUACGUCGAGCACAACUGCUGCCUCAUGCUCGGCAGCAACUAUGAGCCAGCCUACCUGGCCACCGUCUCCGCGCUCCCCUACUCAGUCGCCCCUAUCAUGAAUCUACGCCACACCGUCCUAAUCCAAACCGCCAUCAACGACACCCUCGGCAUCCCCAGCAGCCGUGGCGUCAUCAAAUUCGAACCCAUGGCUGAAGAGAACUUUGCUACAAACGGCUCCACCAUCCGCGACGAGAUCGAGCAGCUGGAGCGCUCGUCCAAUGACGAACAUGGCAACAAUGGCAGUAUGUUCAAAAGCAUGUCGCGUACCAGAAGCCGCAAUCGCAAGGUCAAGUCGAACACCUCGUCGCAUGGGACGGCGAGCGUUGGGGGCGCGCAACAUACUGCUCCUACUCCCUCGUCGGUCCAGGUUGUGCAGUCCCCUCCACCUACCGGUGAGGAUAAUACUACCGUUGUUGACUCUUUCUCACCCGCCAAAAUGGGUCUCAGAGGGAGGGACAGGGUCAUUAAGAAAUGCCAGAGCGUCAAGCAGUUUUUUUUCCGAUGA